GUGAGUUAAUGACCACCAAAUUAAGUCUACAACAUCUCAAGUCUGAUUUUCCUUGUUUCCCAAGUUCCUUGAGAUCUUGUUCAAGUUUUUAUAAACUCGAUUACUAGUCUUUCCUAUCAAGAUUUACAACAAUGGGGUUCCGUCUUCCAGCUGUAAUUCAUGCCAAGAAACUUCUUGGGCGGUCUUUUUCAAAUUCAAGUCAAGGAGCUUCAUAUAAGUUAUCAGAUGUCCCAAAAGGUUAUUUUCCAGUUUAUGUUGGAAAGAGUGAGAAGCAGCGGUUCAUUGUUCCUCUAUCAUUGCUCAACCAUCCUGCAUUUCAAGACUUGCUAAGUGAGGCUGAAGAAGAAUUUGGAUUUGAUCACCCAAUGGGCGGUCUAACAAUUCCCUGCAGACAAGAUGCCUUCCUUGAUCUCAUUUCCUGCUUGAGUGCAUUGUGAGAUUGGAUAAUGGAGAACAAUUACAUUUACUGUGUGAUCGUUACAAUUUUGUACAUCAGACAAUUUUUCCACAUCUUGUACAUUUUUUUGAUUGAGAAAGGAGAAUUAUUUUUCCGUUGGAA
This is a messenger RNA of Pyrus x bretschneideri (Chinese white pear), 559 nucleotides long. Its product is annotated as auxin-induced protein 15A-like. Bases 132 to 437 code for a protein of 101 amino acids. The transcript has a single exon. The record is from RefSeq and is a predicted model, not a curated record. Lineage: Eukaryota; Viridiplantae; Streptophyta; Magnoliopsida; Rosales; Rosaceae. Gene Ontology annotation, biological process: response to auxin.